AUAAAAGUCCGCUUUUCAGUUCCCUAACCACCCUUAAGAUCCCAUCAGUUUAUUCGGGCUCAUCGGACCAAAUCAUUGACGUCCGAUCUUCCACGUCCAACACAAACCAUUGGAUCAAUCAUUUCUCCCUCCACAGUCCACACUCCUCUUGUAUAUAAAGCAGAGAGAUGACCUGCCUGUGCUCGCCACGCUCACGUUAGGUCUCUAUCAAAUUACAAAAUCUCUCUUCCGAUCUCCCCAUUGUUUAGUUAGCGGCGAAGAUGGUGAAGAACUAUCCGGCUGUGAGUGAAGAGUAUCUGAAGGCCACUGAGAAAUGUAAGAGGCAGCUGAGGGGCUUCAUUGCCGAGAAAAAUUGCGCUCCGCUCAUGCUUCGGCUUGCGUGGCACUCGGCUGGUACGUUUGAAAAGAACAGCAAGACUGGAGGUCCAUUUGGGACCAUGAGAUUCAAGGCUGAGCUAGGUCAUGCUGCCAAUAAUGGCAUUGACAUUGCUGUUAAGCUGCUGGAGCCCAUAAAAGAGAAAUUCCCAAUCCUAUCAUAUGCUGAUUUCUAUCAGUUGGCUGGUGGUGUUGCUGUUGAAAUAACGGGAGGACCUGAUGUUCCUUUCCAUCCCGGAAGGCAGGAUAAGGAGGAGCCUCCGCUGGAAGGCCGCUUGCCUGAUGCAACCAAAGGAUGUGACCACUUGAGGGACGUUUUUGUCAAACAAAUGGGCCUGAACGAUCAGGAUAUUGUAGCACUCUCUGGUGGCCACACUCUGGGAAGGUGCCACAAGGAGCGAUCAGGAUUUGAAGGAGCAUGGACUUCUAACCCUCUCAUAUUUGACAAUUCUUACUUUAAGGAGCUUCUGAGUGGAGAGAAAGAAGGGCUUUUGCAAUUGGCGUCAGACAAGGCACUUCUUUCUGACCCCGUUUUUCGUCCACUUGUCGACAAAUACGCUGUGGAUGAGGAUGCUUUCUUUGCUGAUUAUGCGGUGGCUCACAUGAAGCUCUCUGAGCUG
Striga asiatica is the source of this 995-nucleotide messenger RNA. The record is from the annotation of a GenBank genome assembly. NCBI's taxonomy places the organism in Eukaryota, Viridiplantae, Streptophyta, Magnoliopsida, Lamiales, Orobanchaceae.